This is a messenger RNA of Caenorhabditis briggsae, 1140 nucleotides long. Bases 1 to 1140 code for a protein of 379 amino acids. Gene Ontology annotation, molecular function: protein binding. The record is from RefSeq and is a predicted model, not a curated record. NCBI's taxonomy places the organism in Eukaryota, Metazoa, Nematoda, Chromadorea, Rhabditida, Rhabditidae. The transcript has 10 exons.
AUGGGGAACACGAUUAUGGCAAAAAAUUUCAUCGACUCCAAAUCGAUAUGGAUUGAUGAGCCAGACCCUAAAGGUCAGACAGCUCUACAUUUGUCUAUAACUUACGGUGAUACUGAAAUGGCUUCAAUGCUUUUGAAAGGUGGGGCAAACGUAGACGCCUUCGAUAACGAUGGUUCAUCCGCCUGUCAUAUUGCUUGCCGCGAUGGGAUGAUUGACCAUAUGGUCAAACGGCUUUUUAACUGCGGUUUGAAAAAACAAAGCUUCCAAAGUUUGGAUAAUGUUCAUACAGCCUCAGCAUUACAUUUGGCAGCGGAGACUGGGCAGGUUCAGAUCAUUUCACUUUUGCUUUGUAACAAUUGGGAUGUAAAUUUCACUACAAAAUGUGGAUCAGCACUACACAUGGCAGCCGGAGCCGGACAAAUUCAGGUGGUCCGCUUCCUAUUGAGAGUUGGAAUUGACGUCAACAUAACAAAUGUAGACGGACAGACAGCUUAUGCGUGGGCUAAAAAACAAAGCGGUCGAAAUCCAAUAACAUACAAGGAGAUCCGGUUUUUACUGAAAAACUUCCAAACAUUCACAAAUGUUAUAACAGUAGAAGAUUAUUGUGGUUUUGAAGCAAACGAGUUGAGCCUAUCAAAAGGAGACCGUGUGUGGGUUGUAGAACGUUGCAACUCAGCGGUCUUCAAAGGAGUUGUGUUUGGGAAAAAAGGAAAUUCACGGAGCGGAUUUUUCCGAUCGUCAGCUGUAAAAGAAGAGGAGAAUCAAGUGCAGAACAGCGAGUCAACUCCACCAAGUCCAAAAGUUAAAGCAAGAAAAAAUUAUAUCCAAAUGACUUCGAGGAUUGCGAAAAAUCAGAAAAACCCAACAUCCACGUUUUGUUCAACCCCAGCAUCCAAACCGAAUGGACCGCGUAAUUGUUCUAUUAGCCAUUAUCAUGACAUAAACCGAAACACACCAUCCCCAAUGGCUUCAUUUGGGAGGACAACAUCGUGGAUCGCAGAAAAAAAUUAUCAAAUUCCAACAAAUUCGACGGCAUGCACCUCUUUCGGCUCAUCUUUUAACGGCAGCCGCACUCAGACACCAAGUAAGAAAGUUUUAUUAUGUAACAGUGAGAUUUCUAAUUUCGAAAUAAAACGUUGA